Messenger RNA from Mycena indigotica, 3594 nucleotides. RefSeq names its product Heme peroxidase. Bases 1 to 3594 code for a protein of 1197 amino acids. Gene Ontology annotation, molecular function: peroxidase activity; oxidoreductase activity, acting on paired donors, with incorporation or reduction of molecular oxygen; iron ion binding. The record is from RefSeq and is a predicted model, not a curated record. NCBI's taxonomy places the organism in Eukaryota, Fungi, Basidiomycota, Agaricomycetes, Agaricales, Mycenaceae. The transcript has 18 exons. Gene Ontology annotation, biological process: response to oxidative stress.
AUGUACAUCUUCGCCCAUCUUUGCUCUUGGGCGGGGGCUGGGCUGGGUCCCAGGUACACCGCCCCCGAUGCGUAUCGCACGCCAACCCCGCGACUGAAUGGAUGCGGAUGCAGACGCGGCCGCGGAAUCAGAUGGGCCAGGGACGCCAACCGCAAUCGCAAAUCGCAAUCUAUCGCCCCGGUGACAGGCAGCGACAGGACACGACACGCGGCGUUAGCGUUACGGCUGGCAUAUAAACCGGGGGCAGCUGGUGCCGGGUGCGCUUCGCUUCUUCUGCUUCCUUUGCUUCCUUCGCCAAAUUUGCUCCCCCCACUCUACACGUACUUGCUUUCUACUUCCACACCACACUCCAUGACGUCGCUUUCCCCGCUGGAUCGGCUUGCGCUCGCAGGCGACGCUGCCAAGCACUGGCUCCACCGCGAGCUCCCCAGCGCGCCCGACGGCCAGUACGACUCCGAGCAUGUCGCGCACCCUGAGCAGGAGGCGAAGAACCGCUCGAUCGUCAGCGAGGGCGUCGCCGAGCUGAACAGGCUCCGGCCAGGCCUCGAGGCGACGGCAAAAGACGCUCUAACAGGCGCGGGCGCGAUAAUAGACGCGGUGCUCCACCCGAAUGCGGUGGACGACCGCAAAGGCGCCUUUACUAUCGCCCUCGAAGUCCUCGCGAACCUCCCGCCCGAACACGUGGCGGCAAAGAAGAUCAGCGACGCUGCAUUAACGCUGCUCUACAACACCAUCCCGCACCCGCCCGCGACGGGCCUCGGUCCGGAACACGCCUGGCGCUCCGCGGACGGGGGCGGGAACAACAUCCUGAGCCCGGACAUCGGGCGGGCGGGCACGCCGUAUGCCCGCAGUGUCCAAAGCCGGACACCGAUCGCGCCGAGCACGCUCCCCGACGCGGGGCUCGUGUUUGACGUGCUGAUGCGGGCACGCGACGUGCAGCACCACCCGGGCGGCAACUCGAGCCUCACCUUUGCAUGGGCGACGAUCGUCACGCACUCGCUCUUCCGCACGGACCCGCGGGAUUGGAGCAGGAAUAAUACCAGCUCGUAUUUCGAUUUGAGCCCGCUCUAUGGGAUUAACCAGGCGACGCAGGAUUUGGUCCGAGAUAGGAAGGCCGGCAAGGGAUUGCUGUACCCGGACGUGUUCUCGGAGGAGCGGCUGACGUUCCUCCCGCCCGCGGCCAGCGCGAUACUCGUGCUGUUUAAUCGGAACCACAAUUAUAUUGCCGAGAAGCUGUUGAAGAUCAACGAGCGCGGGACGUGGGCCGAGCCGCCGCCCACGGACGAGAGCAAGCGGGCGCAGCAGGACGAGGAGAUCUUCCAGAUUGCGCGGCUUGUCAAUUGUGGCCACUUCAUGAGCUUCAUCGUGGGCGACUACGUCGCUGCCUUCUUGGGCGUGUCCGAGGGGAUAACGUCCCCGCUUUUAAACGACGCGUUCAGCCCCAUGACCGACGCGAAAGGCGCCCCGGUCACGCGUGGCGAGGGGAACCAGUGCAGCGUCGAGUUUAACGUGCUCUACCGCUGGCACGCGCUUCUGUCGGAGCCCGACCGCGAAUGGACGACGACGACGUUCGAGCACGUGUUCGGGGACGCCAAGCCGCUCGACGAGCUCACCCUGGCCGACUUCGGCGCGGCGUUCGCGCGCGUAUCCAAGCAGAUCCCGCCCGACCCGCGCCUCCGGUCCUUCGGCGGGCUGUCCCGGGCCGCGGACGGGCGCUUCGCCGACGGGGACAUCGCGAAGAUCCUGCAGGACGCGACGGCGACGCCAGCCGGAUCGUUCCGGGCGCGCGGCGUGCAGAAGGAGCUGAAAGUCGUCGAGGUCCUCGGCAUCGAGCAGGCAAGGCGGUGGGGGGUGUGCACGAUGAACGAGUUCCGCGAGUUCCUGGGGCUGAAGCGGUUUGAGAGCUUUGAGGAGUGGAAUCAUGACGAGGGCGUGGCGGCGGCGGCGCGGCAGCUGUAUGGGCACGUGGACAACCUCGAGCUGUAUGUCGGGCUCGAGUGCGAGGAGAUCAUGCCGCUCCGGCCGGGGGUAAGGCUGUCGUCGGGGUACACGCUCAUGCGCGCGAUAUUGGCGGAUGCGCUCGCGCUGAUACGCGGGGACCGGUUCUUCACGACGGACUUUACGCCGUGGAACCUGACCGCGUGGGGCUUCCAGGACUGCCAGCGGGACCCGCACAACGGCGCGCUCGGCGGACAGAUGUGCAAAUUCCUGACGCGCCACCUCCCGGCGUACUACCCGCCCAACUCGGUGUACAGCUGCUUCCCGUUCUUCACGCCAGAGCACAUGAAGGCGAGCCUGGUCAAGCAGAAGAAGGCGGGCGACUACACGUUUACGCGGCCCGUGCCGCAGCGGCCGGUGGUCGUGGUGGAGACGAUGGAGGGCAUACGGGAGGUGGUCAGGGAUGAGGGGAGGUUCAGGGAUGUGUAUGGGGUCAAAUAUCUUAAAGGCAAAGACCGGAACUGGCUCAUCGACUCGCUCUUCCCCGGCUCACCUAUCGCCGCACAGACGACCUACCUGGCGACGCUGCAGAAGCAGAUCGCGACGCGCAGCUGGGUGUACGACGGCGCGCCGGGGACGUACGUGGACGUGGUGCAGGGCGUGCUGAACCCCGCGGCGGUGCGCUGGGCCGCGGAGCAGCUCUGCGGCAUCCGGCCGAAGACCGCCGCCCACCCGGCCGGCGUGUACACCGAGGCCGAGCUGUUCGACAUGUUCGGCACGCUGUACAGCAGCACGUACCUCGCCGUCGACGACGCCGAGCACGGCUUCGCGAAAGCCUGGGCGGGCGCACGUGCGCGGGAGCUCCUCCUGUGCCGCGUCGAGGAGGCCAUCCGGGGGGUGCUCCCGCACAACGGACACCAUACCAUCGCCGACGCGCUCGCACACGUGACGGAGCUGUUCCACCCCGCGGACCGGAAGCGCCCGUUCGCGGAGUUCGUCGCGCGCCUGGCGGAGGCGCGGCCGCAGGCGGGGGUGGAUGAGUUGGCGGCGGCGGUGCUGGAGCUCGGCGUGGUUUCGUGUGCCACUUAUGCGCAAGCGGCGGCGCAGGUGGUGGACUUUUACCUUGAAGACGCGCAGAUGCAUGCGAGGGAGCAUAUCGUCUCGCUCGUGGGCUCGGCUGAUGUCGGGGACGCGGACAAGGUGCUGCUAGCGUAUGUCCGCGAGGCGCUGCGGCUGAAUCCCGCUACCACCGGCGUCUGGCGCGAAUGCGCGCAAAACAGCGUCAUAACACAAGGCCACGCCGCACUCCCGGUGCACGUGAAAGCGGGCACGAAGGUCUUCGGCAGCCUCGCGAACGCGUAUCGCAACCCGGCCGACUUCCCCGACCCGUUGACGGUCAACAUCGCCCGCCCCGCCGCGGCGUACGCCUUCUCCGCGUCCGAGCCAUCAGAGGACGUCGACUUCGAGCACCUCGCGGCGGCGCAGGCCCUGCGCGCGGUGUUCGCGCUCAAGCACGUGCGCCGCGCGGCGGGCAGCACGGGCCGGCUCGCGGGCUUUAAAGAGACCGCGAACGAGACGGAGAAGACGGUGUACUUGACGCCGUACGGGACGACGAGCGCGUUUCCCGGCGGGAUGCAGGUCGUGUAUGAUGCGUGA